Messenger RNA from Bombina bombina (fire-bellied toad), 2489 nucleotides. RefSeq names its product zinc finger protein 367 (gene ZNF367). The transcript is spliced from 5 exons. The coding region runs from base 185 to 1234 and encodes 349 amino acids. The record is from RefSeq and is a predicted model, not a curated record. Gene Ontology annotation, molecular function: ionotropic glutamate receptor binding. Gene Ontology annotation, cellular component: cell-cell junction. NCBI's taxonomy places the organism in Eukaryota, Metazoa, Chordata, Amphibia, Anura, Bombinatoridae. Gene Ontology annotation, biological process: homophilic cell-cell adhesion.
GAAAGGAUAGGACCGUAUAGACGCAUUUGUGAAGGGCUCGCCUGGAUAUCUAAAGCUUGUGAAGGGACUCUAUACAUUGGGGACGUGUUGUCCCUUGACCUGUUACGGAACGGUCGAAUGGGUUGUAUAGUCUGCUCAUCUGGUGAGCGAGACCAGGGAGCAGCAGACACUCUCUGGCGUUAGCAUGAUGCAGUCCGAUGUAUGUUCUUUCACGGGUCUCCAGCCACCUUCUAACCCAGACACGUCCCCACCCCGGCGGGUUCUGGUUUCAGUCAUUAAGUCCGUCUCCCCUCCUGCCGCCCGCACUCCUUUGAAGCCUCGUCGGCCUCCGUUUUUUGCAGGCACUCCAGGAUCGACUGCCAAACCCAGCCCUGUCCCAACCAGUCCUGGUUUCAGUGAUUUCAUGGUCUACCCCUGGCGUUGGGGAGAGAACGCUCAUAAUGUCACCCUUAGUCCGGGGCCCCCUGUCCGACACCAACCAACACCCGUUCAGUCCGCCCACGCCACAAGAGAGAGCGGUACACGGGGAAGAAUUGGUAAUGUUAUUAUCGGCACCCCAGAGGAAGAGGGAUCCGGCGGGAACGAUGAAAGUGCGGGUGGGCUGAGGGAUGGGAUUCGUCGAGGCCGUCCAAGAGCAGAGACUGUUCGAGAUUUAAUAAAUGAAGGUGAACUCUCUUCCAGUAGGAUCCGAUGUAAUAUCUGCAAUAGGGUUUUUCCUCGGGAGAAAUCCUUGCAAGCUCAUAAAAGAACUCACACAGGUGAGAGGCCUUACUUGUGUGACUAUCCUGAAUGUGGGAAAGCCUUUGUGCAAAGUGGACAGCUGAAAACACACCAACGUCUUCAUACAGGAGAGAAACCUUUUGUGUGCUCAGAAAAUGGUUGUUCAAGCCGGUUUACUCAUGCAAAUCGUCAUUGUUCAAAGCAUCCUUAUGCAAGGUUAAGGAGAGAAGAACCAAGCAGAAGCAAAAACCAAGGAGGGGAUAAGGAUACAGCAGAGUGGUUGGCAAAACACUGGGAGACACGAGAACUGCCACCUACGUUAAAGGUAAAAUCUCUCCAGAAAGCUGACCAGGAGCAACAAGACCCAUUAGAGUAUCUUCAGUCAGAUGAAGAUGAUGAUGAGAAGAAUGGAACACUCUCUGCAACUCGUCGAUGCCUCCAGGAGCAGCGAGAACAGAGAGAGCGUAUGCAUGGCGCUUUGGCUCUGAUUGAGUUAGCCAAUUUGGCUAGUUAACAGCUCCACCAGUAACAUUAACCAGACGUACGAAGUAUCCUGCCCUAGCUGUAUCUUGGCGCCUUUUUAUUUUCCAAAAGUGGCUUGAUGUUUUCUGCCCUUCUAGGUAGAGGAGGCGCUGAGAAAUAUGGCUCUGGGUUUUAAGCUAAGCACCUUAUUUGCUUGACAUAGGCUGCUAUCCUGUAGAAAUUUAUGAAGAAUGUUGUUGCUUCCUGAUUUGGGGGCAAGAGAAUUGCACUUUUUAUGGUAAAAGAUAGUUGUAAAGUCUUGUUAUAUAAUUAUUUUUGUAAAUAUGGGAUGGAAAAAAGACAGGGAUAUUUUUUACACCUUUGUGGAAAAGCUAGAUUUUACAAGCUUAACAUGUUUAUUUGCUAAACUUUGUGUUCUUUAAAUUCAAAGGAGAUAUAAAGUCCUCUGUCCCCAAGUAACAUUAUCAUCCUCUUCGCAAACCAGGGUAAAACUGAUAACGUUUACUGAACAAAUGUUUCUAUUUUUUUUUAUUUAUUUUUUUUUACUUACUAACACAUGCAAAAUAAACAUUGGCAAGCAGUAUAAAUAUCAUGAUUGUUGCACAUCAGUUUUGGUAAAGUCUCAUUUUGGAAAAGUGCAAAUAUUCGCACUCAUGCAAAAGCAUUUUUAAACAUGGUUAAGCUUGCAAAAUGUAGAUGUCUAGAGUUGCUCAUAAAAUGAGCCCUAUGAUAUAAAGCACUUGUUUUUAACGGGGGUAUUUUACAUGGUGGUAUUGAUUUGUAGUAAACUAUUUUCAGAUCUAAUUUGCAAACACUAAAUUUUUAAUAUUCAGCGCUUUUAGGAUAUUUUUCUUAUUUUGCAAAUUGCAAGGCUCAAUUAUAUUGUUUGUUGCAAAAUGCCUAAAAGCCACUUUAUAUUGCUUUAAUAUGCAGUUGUGUUAUGCUAAAUAAGAUUUAGCUAUUAUAUUGGGACAUCAGACACAAAAUUACUGUAGUGGAAGUGAUCUCUUAAAAUGGUGACUAUUUUAGCAAUGACUAAAGCUUUACCGCCUAAUACUUGGUACAUUGCUGAUUUCUGCUUCCGAUAUAAGCUAUGUAUGCUAAUUUUAUUAAAAAUACACAAACAUCUCUGCCAUUUUCCCAUGACAUUUUACAACAUGGGCAUUUUAUUGGCAACCAAUUCAACUUUUAAAUUACUUUGCCUUAUUUUUUUUUCUUUUAAUUGGCUGAGUUUUACUAUAAGUGUGAGUAUUUAUUUGUAUAGGAAAGUCUUUUUUUUUUUUUUU